AUGGGGAGAGCCAAAAUCCAGCAGCCAGAGGGGAGCGGUGUCCUCUCCUACCCGGAGCCAGCUCCGCGCCAGGCCUCCAGCGUGGCCCAGGAACCAUCUCCCCAGGCGGCUCUGGAGCUCCAGGGCAGCACCAGCAGCCUCGACGAGCAGGCCCAGCAGCUGGAUGCGGAAAUCAACGAGCUGAUCCAGCAGUGGGAGCUUAGGCCUGAGGAUGAGGAGUGGGAGGACACGGCCUCUUCCAUGCUGCUGAAGAGUAAAUGGUGCCGGGGUGACCCCAUGGACCUGGACUACGAGUUCAUCCGGGAGGACCCUGCCUAUGACACAGACAGGGUGGAGAGCGAGGCUCGGGAAGCAGAUGAUGAAGAGGGCCAGGCCGGCAGCCCAGCAGUGCCACCUUCCUCACCCUCCUCCCCUGCCCAGUCCUCAGAGGCUGCCCCGGACAGCCAGGGGGGCUAUUCCCUGAGACCCAGGGGUCCUGCGAAGGAGCGUUCAGCAGAGGAGGAGGAGGGAGACACCCCUGCUGGCUCCACGGAGGAGAGCUCAGCAGAGGAGGAGGAGGGAGACUCCCCUGGUGGCUCCACGGAGGAGAGCUCAGCUGAAGAGGAGGAGGAGGAAGAUGCUGAGCCCUCUCCCCAGCGGCAGAGGAAGCGGGGUCCCCAGGGAGGGACAGCUCCACGUGUCUAUCCGUGCCCCACCUGCGGCCAGAAGUUCGCCAACAGCAGCAACAUGCGGAAGCACCUGCGGAUCCACACGCGGGAGGCGCUGUACUCGUGCCACGCCUGUGGCAAGUCCUUCACCGACUCCUCCAACCUUACCAAGCACCAGCGCGUGCACAGCGGGGGCCGGGAACGCCCCUUCAGCUGCUCCAAGUGCCCCAAGGUCUUCGCCUCGGCCCCCGAUCUGCAGGAGCACCUGCGGCGCCACGAGGGCAUCCGGCCCUUCCCCUGCAUGGACUGCAAGCGCAGCUUUGUGUCGCAGGCAGAGCUGCUGGCGCACAUCCGCAGCCACGUGGGGCAGCUCCAGGCCUCGGCCCCCAAGCCCUUGCUGCGCUGCGAGGACUGCGACAAGAGCUUCGCCAGCCCCAUGCUGCUGCGCCUGCACCAGCGCCGCCACAAGGCCUUUGUGUGCGAUGAAUGCGGCGCCGUCUUCACCCUUGAGUUCAAGCUGCUUUUCCACAAGAGCCUGCACAAGGGGGCGCAGACCUGCACGCGCUGUGGGGUGCAGUACAUGGGAGGGCACUUCUGCCGGGCCCAGGCCCAGCUGCCAGCCCCCUCAGAGGAGCUCUGGGCUGAGCAGGGAGCGUGGCACAAAUCCUAUAACUUCCGGCAGUCCCAGCCCCAAGGGAAAUACACUGAGGAGGGAGCAGGGGAGGGCAGCGACCUCGGGGAAAGCUCUGGGGAGGACUGGGCAGGGGAGAGCGGGGCCGAAGAGGACGAGGAACUGGAGCCUGUCCCACAGGGGAAGAGGCGAGGGCGGCCCCCCAAGAAGCAAGCGCAAGGCCAGUCCCCAAAGAAGCAAGGACAAGGCCAGCCCCCCAAGAAGCGAAGGCGAGGCCGGCCCCCCCUGGGCCCCUACAUCUGUGUGGUCUGUGCCAAGCGCUUUGUGUACCAGAGGUCGCUGAAGCAGCACAUGCGGCUGCGCAGGCACUAUCCCUCCUGCCACCAGUGCCACAGCACCUUCAGCGAUCUCCACAAGCUGCAGCUCCAUAUGCUCAGCCACCGGGGGGAGGGCACGGCGUGA
This is a messenger RNA of Emys orbicularis (European pond turtle), 1740 nucleotides long. Its product is annotated as zinc finger and SCAN domain-containing protein 21-like. The transcript is spliced from 5 exons. The coding region runs from base 1 to 1740 and encodes 579 amino acids. The record is from RefSeq and is a predicted model, not a curated record. Lineage: Eukaryota; Metazoa; Chordata; Testudines; Emydidae.